CGCCAGUGUGUGUGGACUGUGGUAGUGUGGAGUGAUGUGAUGGCGAGUGUCGACCGACGCCAGUUCAGCUGAGAGGCCCGAGAGCGGCGCGCGCGCACUGCUCGCCUCCGCGCUUUGUUUACUUAUCACUCUUCAAUAUAUAAAUAUGGUUCGGUGAAAAAAGUGAUGGGGUGGCUGAAGGGUUCCGUAGGGAGAGCUCGUCAUACGGACGCCGAGGAAGACGACGCUAAUUCGGACAAGCAAGCUCCCCAUUUGGAAGUUCUGGAGACAGCAGACGAGAAACGCGCGCGGUGGCGCAGCGUGUACAUCAUCUACUUCACCAUGUUCCAGAUGUCAUUGGGGUUUAGCAUCGUGCUGACCGGAGUGUGGCCAUACCUCGACAAGUUGGAGCCAGGUUCACAGAAAGAGAUUCUUGGCGUGGCGGUGGGUGCCAACCCGCUGGGGCAGCUGUUGUUCUCUCCGCUGCUGGGGCUGUGGGCGAACCGGUCGGGCUCCGCGCGCGCCCCGCUGCUCGCCACCCUGGCGCUGUUCGUGCUGGCCAGCGCGCUGUACUCGCAGCUUCAUCUGACCAGGCCCCACGCCAAGUACUGGAUGGUGCUUGCCAGAUUUUUAGUAGGAGUCAGCUCGGCCAACAUAGCUGUGGCCCGCUCGUAUCUUUCAGCCGCCACGCUGGUCAGCGAACGCACCCGAGCCGUGGCCAUAGUGUCUCUGGCGCAAGUGCUGGGCUUCGUGGUGGGGCCGGCGCUGCAGGCUGCCGCUGCGCCCCUCGGCGCUGGCGCUCCCUAUCCACCACCUGGAGACUUCUCCGUGCCCUUUAGGCUAGAUAUGUACACUGCUGCGGGCUGGAUCAAUGCUCUGUUGGGGACCAUCAAUUUUAUAUUGUUCUUGCCGUGGUGCUUUAAGGAGAAGAAGAUUGCUGCCCGAGAAGCUAUGAUUGCCCAGGGGAAAGAUUCAGAGAAAGAGGCUUUAGAAUCCUUAAAGCCUGACCCAAUCAGCAGCUGGACGCUGGUGGGCGCGUUCUUCGUGCUUGUGUUCAACUUCGUGCUGCUGGAGACGCUGGCGACGUCUCUGACCAUGGACCAGUUCGCGUGGAGCAAGUCUCAGGCGCUGGAGUACAUGGGCGCGCUGAUGAGCGCUGGGGCGGUGGUUGCCUGCCUCACGUUCGCGAUGAUCGGACCUCUGACCAAGUUCUUCGAAGAACGGGCGCUGCUCCUGUGGGGUGGGUUUCUGCUGACGGGUAUGGCGUCAGUGUUCUGCAUCCCGUGGGGGCCGGGCCCGCCCCCCCUGGCGCCGCGCAACGCCACGGAGGCGGGCGGCGGCUGUCCGCAGCUCACGCAGCCCUGGUGCGCCAGCUCGCGCGGCCUCACCCUCACACAGUUCUUGAUCGGCUAUGCGUGCGUCUCGGUGGGAUAUUCUCUUGGAGUCACGCUCAUACAAACAAUCUUCUCGAAAGUAUUGGGCCCGAGACCGCAGGGCGUCUGGAUGGGCGUGCUGACCGGCGCGGGCUGCCUGUCCCGCGCGCUGGGCCCCGUGUUCGUGUCGGCGGUGUACGCGCGGCGCGGCCCCGACGCCACCUUCGGCAGCACGGCCGCGCUCACCCUGGCCGCGCUGCUCGCCCUGCGCCUCGUGUACGCCCGCCUGCGACCGCCCGCCCUCACCCCCGACCCCACCCCCACCGCACACGAGAUGCAGCCCCUCCACAAAGACGACACGUGACGGACAUAGGGGGUGGAUAGCACCGCGUGCUCGUGUGAGGGUUAUUUCUAUCGAAUUUAUGCCGCUUGUGCCGAUCAAAUGUUUCAAAUUUAAGUUUUAGUCUAGCUUCAAUGUUAGUCCUACUUUAAAUGAGUUUAUAUUGACAUUCAACGAAAUGUGCUCGAUAAUCGGUCGUUCUAGUAGACAACUACUCAGAUGGUGAGAUAUUCUCGUGUAAAAUGUAACUUAUGUUUAAGAAACACCAAUUUUUCCUUUAUUUGUGUAGAUAUUCUACUACUAAUAGACCAUACCUCACCUACUUGUCUGUCUGUCUGUUGACAACUUCAAGUGCCAAAGGUAGGUAGGUGCACAAAUAACACCAUUUUCCUUAUUCACAAAGAUAAGUAUCUACUGCCAGGCUUUUUUUUGCCCUGUAUGCAGAAGAGCAUACGGCCUACCUGAUGGUGAGUGGUUACCGUCGCCCGUAGACUUCAGCAAUGCCAGGGGUAAAGCCAA
Messenger RNA from Bombyx mandarina (wild silkworm), 2211 nucleotides. RefSeq names its product CLN7/MFS domain-containing 8 (gene Cln7). Gene Ontology annotation, biological process: transmembrane transport. The record is from RefSeq and is a predicted model, not a curated record. Lineage: Eukaryota; Metazoa; Arthropoda; Insecta; Lepidoptera; Bombycidae. Gene Ontology annotation, cellular component: lysosomal membrane. Gene Ontology annotation, molecular function: transmembrane transporter activity.